Messenger RNA from Manduca sexta (tobacco hornworm), 2122 nucleotides. RefSeq names its product poly(U)-specific endoribonuclease homolog. Lineage: Eukaryota; Metazoa; Arthropoda; Insecta; Lepidoptera; Sphingidae. Gene Ontology annotation, molecular function: RNA endonuclease activity. The transcript has 7 exons. The record is from RefSeq and is a predicted model, not a curated record. The coding region runs from base 311 to 1867 and encodes 518 amino acids.
UUUAUCAAAGGCCAACAAUUGGGUGCUAAGGCUAUAAAAAAUUAUCUCUUGAUAAUACUUAUAUUAAUUUAUUUGAGAAUAAAUCAUUACAUAAUUACUUAACUUUAUUCGAUUCGUGAACGAUACACACUCAAGAAUAACUCUCGCUCGUUCGCGUUUUCUCGCAAAAGCGGUCAUUCAUUCUGCUUACGGUACUUAUAGCAGACUGUUGACAUUGCACCUCCAACAUCAUUGGUAGUAAAUUAGAAAAUUGCGAUACAAAAUAAAUUAAUGGUUUUAAAUGUAUAUUAAAAUUUAGGCACCUUUUAAAAUGUCGUUGUAUCUCAAGUUAUGUGUGUUUAUACUAUUAUUUGCUGGUGUGACAUUUGGUUUGGAAUAUAAUAAACAUCAACGCUAUAAUACGAAUACAGAUUUUUUACUACAUGAAGGCGGUGUAGUUCCUAGUGGGCCUAAACGAGAUAACACAGUUUCACAAUCGGCCGCUGAAUCUCCGUCUCUUAACUAUCAGAUCAACAAUCAAAUUAAUGGCAAAAGGGACUAUGUUAACCAGUUCCCGCAACUAAAACCGCCAUCCCAAACAUCACGACCAACGACACAAACACUAAAUCCAACAUCUAAAGCACAGCCAACUGCAAGUACUUGGAGCUCAAUAGCUACUCCCGCCGUUAAUCCACAAUCGAACAGUGGGAAACGAGAUUAUGUAGCCCCUCAAUACCCUUCACUUAAACCUACACAACAACCACCAGGGAAAGUCAAAGACUUGAUUAAUUUUUACGACAAUAAGGCAAAUGAGCAAAAACCUCAAGGCGUACCGAGCUAUAGUUCUAUUCUACAAGGGUCUACUACAAGAAAAUUGCCUAGUACUUCGACAGUGAGAAUGCAAACUUUUACACAAACUACUCCAAAACCACCUACGGCUAAACCAUUAAGCUUCAGUUCUGUAGUGGCGGGUUCGAAUAAACCAGCUCAACCUACAUUGGCAACACCGAAACCGACGACUAGGGUGCCAGUAUUGCCCAGUGCUAUUCUUAAUAAUAACAGAAACACAAAUCGAUGGAGUUCAAGCGCUCCCACAGAUGAAGAAUUGCAAAUACUAAGCGAAGACCUCCUCAAAAAAGAUACCAAUAACGCGGCCAAAUAUAUUACUGUAAAUUAUCAAGAAAAAACAACUUCCCAAUCUAAAGACGAUAAAGCUCCGUUGCCAUUACUAACCAUAUCAUCAGAAGUAUGGAAUAUUUCUACUAUAGAAAAAUUUGUACCCUUAUUAGAUAACUACGAAAGGGAUACAUUAGUAAAUGAAUAUGUGACGCCACAGGAAAGGAAUGAAGAGAAUGCUUUUAUGGAUGCCAUUAUGUCAACUUCAGUUAUACGACAUUUAAUGAACUUUUUUAAGGACAAAGGAUUCGUAACCCCAGAUCCCAAACAACAAAGAGACUUUUUAAAACAAUUAUGGUUCAGUUUGUAUUCAAGAGGAAAAGGUAAAAUCGGGAGUUCAGGAUUUGAACACGUAUUUGUAUCUGAACUUCGUAAUGGGGAUGUUUCAGGACUGCAUAACUGGAUAUAUUUCUCAAAGGAAGAAACUGCUAAUAGGAUAAAUUACUUAGGAUAUUUGAAAUAUGUACAACUUGGUGAGAAAGGAGUUGUGAUGAAGCUGCAUUUCAAUCAACAAGGCUCGAACAAACCUGUGGACUCUAUGUUUAUCGGCACAUCGCCUGAAUUAGAAAUAGCACUUUACACUCUAUGUUUUGUCACACGAGCUGAUAAUGAUUGCAAACUUAAAUUAGGGGGUAAAGAUGUUGAAAUAGUCACGCACACUUUCCGUUACAGAAGUAAGAAUCUUAUCGGCAGCGCUUAUCCUCAAAUUUAAUAAAUACCUACCUACUUAUUACUUAAACUCCUCGAUUAGGUACUCUUAUUUGAAGUGAUAUUUUUAUACUUUCUGUGUGUAGUCUAAUUUCAUAGUUAUUUGUUAUGUAUAUGAAUCUAGUUUUUAAUAGUGAAUACUCAUUGUUUUAUUUUUUAUCCCUAAAAGCAUAACAAUUAUUUAUGUAAGUAAUAAUUUCUUGUCAUAUUGAAUUUAGAACUCGCAGUUGCCUUCAUUAAACGCAAAAGGUAAAGUUAA